AAAAUCCUAGAUGUUUGGGAGAGAAUGGGAUACAAUACUAGCGUGAACCCAUGCUGUUUGCAAGGUUGUUCGAGGAGUAGUUGAUAUCGUUACUAAGCAGCAGCAAUAGCAGUAAGCCUGUAUGUUAUAGUUAUCAAGAGGGAGAAAUUAGUCACAUUUUUUGUUGUCCAAUGGAUAGUCUUUUUACCUCCAGAGUCAAUCUCGUUCAACAGGAUAUAAUGUAGCGGUUCUCAUUAGGGAUACCAAUAGAUUUCAAGUUGAAAACCAGGCCAUUUAAAGUUGAACUUCUUCCCAUCAUCAAUAUGGCCUCCUCAAGUGAUCUUCGGGAGAAAUUACGAAAGAAACGACGGGCGCUACAACAGACUCUGCAGGUCAAAGACGACGUGGAUACAGAUACCCAGGCUCUGGUCCCAACAGACAAGAAGCAGAGUAAGGAGAGAGGACAGACGACUAUGGAGGAGCUAACAGCUGGUGAGGAGGAGCCUGGAGAUACACUGAGACGCAACCUGAAGGCUCAGAGACAGAAGAGGAAGAAAAUGCUUGAGAAGGCGUCUACAGAUGAUACACCUGAUGACUCAGUGGUGGAGCCCCAUGAUGAGACAGUGGUGGAGGUCACUGCUGUUCAACAGAUCAGCCACGAUGAUGACAAACCAGAGAAGCCUGACAUCGUGUCCAGUCCCACUCACUCCCAGAGAGGAGACCUGCCACCCCGGCCUCAGGCCAAACCCGCGCCAAGCUCGAGCCACUCAGAGAGCUCCACCAUGAGACAGCGAAUGAGAGACAAGCUGAGGGCAGCCAGGUCCAAAGCAGAAAGUCUUCUACAGCAGGAGGCUUCCUUGGAGGCGCCAGCUAGUCGCUUGCAGAGUCUCAGAGACAGAGACACUCUCACCAGGUUUGACAGAGAGACAGAGCCAGACCUCAGGGCGGGGAGAGAUGACCACACUUCUCCCCUCAACACCAAAGUCAAGUUCCGAGAGACAGUCAGGCGUGUCAGGAUAGAGAGUAUAUCGGAGACAGGUUUACCCACAGCGGAGGAGGCCUACAAUUUUUUCACUUUCAACUUUGACCCGGAACCCCAUGAAGAGGCGGGCAAAGGUCGUAAGAAGAGAAGGCCAAGGACAGAAGGGGAGAAUGACGAUGAGGAAGAGGAGGAGGAAGCGGUCACUGAAGUGGACAGGGAACAGAAAGGCGAGAACGAGGAGCGGGAUGAGGAUGCUCCUCUAGUGAAAGAUGAAGAGGAGGAUCUGUUCAUUAUCGACCAAUCAGCACAUGACUUCCUGGUGGUGAAGAGAGCAGAGUACAUGGGCUACCAGAGGCGUCUUCAGAGCGAGAAUGACUUCCUCUUUACCCCAAGCUUUUUGACAGUGCCAGCCUCCAGUAAAGUACCAGAGAACAUGCAGCCACGUUAUCUGGAGGAGGAGGGGCUAUACGUGGGGGAGAGGCCUCCCAUAUCCCUGACCAAUCAGAACAUCUUAGAGAACCGUGUCUUGAAACAACAGCAGGGGAGGAAGUGGUUUGGGGAUGACGGCAGGAUCAUAGCUCUGCCUGACCCCAUUAAAGAGUCGUCCACCAGACCCCCUCUGUUCCACAUGGAGGAAGACUUGGACCCGGCUCUGCAGACUGUCUAUAGGAAGGCGCUGAAGUCAAAGCAUGCCAGUCAGUACAUCGCAGGAGGAGGGGGCACGAACGGGGAUUACCAGCUGGAUGUGGACGUCUCAGGGCUCAUCUUCUCCCAUCACCCCCUCUUCAGCCGGGAGCACGUCCUAGGAGCACGCCUGGCCCAGCUCUAUGACCAGCACCUCAGCAGGCAGCACAAGAACAUCACGGAACACCUCACUACCAAGCUGAAUGGGUUGAGGAACGCUGUUCGGAACAUGCUGGAGAUCCACGGUAGGCAGGGCCUAACUCCUGUCAUGCAGCAGAGGAUAUCUGAGUAUAAGCAGGAGGUGAAGAACACUCGCAGGCUGCGGGACACUGAGCAGGAGAAGGACAGAACCCUGCUGAAGAGCAUCAUCAAGGUCUGGAAGGAGAUCAAAGCCCUGAGGGACUUCCAGAGGUUCACCAACACACCAUACAAGCUUUACCUCAGGAGAGAGGAGGGGGUGCGGGCUUCAGAUGAGCGGGACCAUGAGGCUGAGAUCCAGGCUGAAGUGGAUGAGCUGCAGGGGGAGAUGGAGGAAGACUACCAGAAAAAGGUCACUGAGUACAAGAGACAGCAGGAGGAGUGGAAGGCCUGGAGGAGGAAACGGAAAGCCAAAGAGAAGAAGAAAAAAAAGAAAGCCCAGUCUCAGGAUGAUGAUGAUGAUGAAGACAAUGAUGAUGACCAGUCAGAGGGUGACACGGAGCUGGGACCCUCGAAGCCAGACCCUCCUGAGGAACCAGACAUGGAGGGUGUUGAGGAGCAGGUCAGAGAGAAGGCCUCCAGAAUCAGGAGGAAACCAGGGGAACCCAUCCUGAUGCCUGAACUCACUGCAUCUGGACCCAUCACUCCUAAUGAACAGUGUCCCAGGGGCGAGUUUGCUAGAAGAGAAGAUGUUGCAAAGCGCUAUCUCUUCACUAAGGUUUUAUAUAACAACAAAGAAGUCUCCAGAACAGACAAUCGCUCCCUAAAUUCUGAUUUCAGAGUCCAUUUUGGUCAGAUAUUCAACCUGAAGAUAGUCAACUGGCCAGAAAGUAUCAAGUUGCAGGUGUUUGAAGUGUUGGGCUCAUCCACCUCCCUGUUGGCAGAGGUGUUUGUGCCAGUCCCAGAAUCAUCAGUCCUGACGGGUAGUGCCCCCUCUGAGGAGCUGGAGUUCAGCAGCAACCUGAGGGUCAUGUUUGACCACGAAGCCGUCGGCAGUGACGUGCCCUUCUCCUUUGAGGCAGACGGUAGUAACCGUCAGACCCUGUUGACCUCUGGGAAGCUGUCCUGCUGUGUGUCCUGGGCUAUAGGGGAGGAUGAUGUACCCCUGGCCCCGCCCACCACUCAAUCCAAGGCCAUGCACAGUGGACUGAAACAGUUGGAUGCCAUUGCCUGCAUUGGGGCAUCUAGCCUUAAUGAUAUGAAGAAGCUUGGGGAGUGGGCCACUGAAUCUAGACUGGAUCCCAAUGACCCAAACAACGCAACCAUCAUGCAACUCCUAAAGGUGGCCAGUAGUGGGGAGGUGACAGCUCCAGAUUACUUCAGACUGGAGCAGCUGCAGGAGGAGUUCAACUUCCUGUCUGAGGAGGAAAUUGAGCGGUCUCGCAGGUUCCGUCUGCUCCGGCUCAGAAACCAGGAGGUGGCUGAGUUCCGUAACUAUAAGUGUGUCCCUGCCCUGGAACGGGAGGUCACUGAUAAGGUGUUCCAGGAAUAUGAGAGGAGAUUGAGAGAAGGAGAAAUCGUUGACACUAAGGAUCACCUAGAUGCACACAGAGCCCUGGUGGCCAAAUACCUGCAGAAGAUUAGAGAAUCAGUCAUCAACCGCUUCCUCAUCGCCAAGCAUCAUUUCCUCCUGUCUGACCUGGUCCAAGAAGAGGAAGUUCCUAGUAUUGGGAUACUUGGCCUGAAUCUAUUCAAGCUGGCUGAACCUAAGCGGCCCCUGAAGCCUCAGAGGAAAGAGAGGAAGAAAGUGACAGCUCAGAAUCUGUCUGACGGGGACAUUAGAUUACUUCUCAACAUUAUCCGGGCCUACGACAUCCCCAUCCGCAAGCCCCAAGCCAGCAAACCUGCAGUGGCGUCUAAGUCGGUCCGCUCUUUCACUGAGACGUUUACAGCAGGCCAGUCAUCCCAGAGUGCCAUCCAGGGCAGCGACUGGCUCCUCAACCAGGUGCAGGUCAGGCCCUUUGUGGAGGUAUCGUUCCAGCGCACGGUUCUUCAGACCACAACAGCAGACGGACCAAACCCCUGCUGGAACGAGGACCUGCAACUGCCUUUCAGUGCCCCAAAUGGAGACUACAGCACUGCUAGCCUGCAGUCAGUGAAAGACGAGGUCUUCAUCAACAUAUUUGAUGAAGUCCAUUAUGAAUUGGGAGGGGAUGGAGAGGAUAGGGGGAGAGAAGUCCACACACGGCUAGAGAAACACUGGCUGGGCUCUGUGAAGAUUCCCUUCAGUACUAUCUACUUCCAGUCCAGGAUUGACGGCACGUUUAAGGUGGACACCCCACCGGUGUUGUUGGGAUACAGUAAGGAGCGCAGCCUAGCCAGUGAUGGUGGCUACGACGCUGUACGCAGUCUUAGUGAAGGAGCCUUCAUCACACUCUUCAUCACCAUAGAACCACAGCUGGUACCUGGAGAGACUGUCAGGGAGAAGAUGAAGGAAGUAAAGUUUGACAGCCAGGAGGGCGAGCGUCUACUGCUGGCCUCAGAGGUCUUUGAGAGGGACGCAGCAGUGAGUUACCCCAACCGUCCCUGCCUCACCACCGUCAUCGACAUCAACGGGAAGACUGUGUUCAUCAGCCGUUACCUCCGCCCCCUCAACCCCCCGCAGGAGCUGCUCGACGCCUUCCCCAACAGCCCCCAGGAGGCCACGGAGCUGAUAGCUCGGUAUGUUUCUCUCAUCCCCUCUAUGCCUGAUAGCGUCUCAUUUGCUGGUGUCUGUGACCUGUGGAGCACCUGUGACCAAUUCCUGACCCUGCUGGCGGGCGAUGAGGAGGAACAUGCUGUACUGCUCUGUAAUUACUUCCUGUCUAUGGGCAAGAAGGCUUGGCUCAUCAUCGGCAGCGCCAUUCCUGAGGGACCCACAGCGUAUGUGCUGACCUAUGAGCAGAGUCGCUACCUUAUCUGGAACCCCAGCAGUGGUCAGUACUACGGCCAGUAUGACUCCUUCUGCCCUCUACAGACUGUGGGAUGCCUGGUCAGUGCUGACAAUGUAUGGUUCAACGUUCAGGUGUACACCUCUCCACUGAGGAUGAGUUUUGAUGUCACCAAAGCCAAACUCUGGAAACCGUUCUUCUCCAGGGCUUUUCCAAACCCUGGGCUGUCCAGUGUUCAGCCUGAGGAGCUGGUGUAUCAACGCACAGACAAGGCAGUGGCUGCAGAGCUGCAGGACAGGGUUGAGAAGAUUCUAAAAGAGAAGAUCAUGGAAUGGCGGCCCCGCCACCCGACCCGCUGGAACCGCUACUGCACCUCCACCUUGCGCCACUUCCUGCCAAAGCUGGAGCUGAGUGGAGGGAGGGACGUGGCAGACGAGCACCGUCUAGAGUUACAGAGUUUACUAGGGGACUACAGGAUUUCAGGAUUCCCCCUGCAUCUUCCAUUCUCAGAGGUCCGGCCCAUUAUCGAGGCAGUCUACAGUACAGGCGUCCACAACGUGGAGGCGUCCAAUGUGGAGUUUGCCCUGGCAGUUCAUGUCCAUGCCUACCCUAACAAUGUCCUGUCUGUCUGGGUUUACCUGGCCUCACUCAUCCGCACACGAUAACUCCAUUGCAGAGGUUUGGACAUGCUUGUUUUUCAUAAAUGCACUUUACAAUAUUGUUUACCUGUAUCUUUAUGAAGAAACGUUUAGAGCACAACUCCCUUUUAGACUACAGUACAUAUACAUGCACAGGAAUAAUUCAAUAUUAAACUGAUUAUAGCAGUAGGCUGAUUAUGCAAUAGUCAUCUAAACACCCAACUUCUUAUCUUAAAUCGGCAUAAUGUCAAAAUCAAAGCAAGCAUACACCGAUUAAAACAUGUAAACACCUUAACUUGCAUUCCAACAUUUUAAUCAAAUUAUAUUCAUCUGACUAUCCACAAUAAUCACAUUGUGUGCAUGUAACCGUAAUCUAUUGAUUUGGUAUUGUCAUUUAGUCUUGUAUUUGAGUGUGAUAGCUCUGGAUGACUCCGAGUUGGGUUUGUUCACCAUUCCUAUGGAAUCACAAUUAACUGUAGCUACCAAAUCUGACAGUCUUGUGUUAUGUGCAGUGUAAUAACAGAUUUUAUCAUAAACUUUAAACAAAA
Oncorhynchus mykiss (rainbow trout) is the source of this 5899-nucleotide messenger RNA. NCBI's taxonomy places the organism in Eukaryota, Metazoa, Chordata, Actinopteri, Salmoniformes, Salmonidae. The record is from RefSeq and is a predicted model, not a curated record.